Molecule: messenger RNA, 660 nt
Organism: Pichia kudriavzevii
Lineage: Eukaryota; Fungi; Ascomycota; Pichiomycetes; Pichiales; Pichiaceae
Exons: 1
Coding region: 1-660 (219 amino acids)
Biological process (GO): RNA processing
Cellular component (GO): nucleolus
Molecular function (GO): RNA binding
Source: RefSeq, a predicted model, not a curated record
AUGAUGAGUACCGUUGAUACCACCUUAAAUAUCGAUGAUAUUUUCACACUUCUGAAGGAAACGAGAGCGAAGGAGCAGAAGUUCGACAAAACGGAAUCAGAGAAAAAGAACAAUUCUAACGUAUUGUAUGAGGAAAUUAAGAAGAAAGUCUCACAUUUACCAACUAUCGAAGCACAUGUGGUAACUAAAAAUACGAAGGACCUUGGGAAGAAUAAACAACGGGGGGUUCAAAAAAUUGAUGAUUCUGUCGAGAGUGUUUUGCCAGAUAUGAACCAAAAGACCGUAACUGAUCGACGUUUACUAAAGGAGGAGAGAUCGAUGAAGUGGUUCUCUCUACCAAAAGUUGAGAUGACAGAUGAUAUAAAACGAGACUUGGUUAUUAUAAAGAAUAGGAAAUAUUUAGAUCCAAAAAGGUUCUAUCGUGGUGAAAAGUGGGAAAUUCCUCAAAACUUCCAAAUUGGUGAAAUUGUGGAAGGUGUUGGAGAAUAUGCGGGACGAAUCGGUCGUAAAAAGAGAGGAAAGACUCUCACUGACGAAAUACUAAAAGACGAGAAGGCUAAAGAAUGGUUUGGCAAGACUUAUUCGGAAAUUCAGAAGAAAAAAUCAAGCGGUGGCAAGAACUUUCUUAAGGAUAAAAUUAAUAAAAGGAAGAAGUACUAG